This is a messenger RNA of Venturia canescens, 2638 nucleotides long. RefSeq names its product 4-coumarate--CoA ligase 1-like. The coding region runs from base 131 to 1774 and encodes 547 amino acids. Lineage: Eukaryota; Metazoa; Arthropoda; Insecta; Hymenoptera; Ichneumonidae. Gene Ontology annotation, molecular function: long-chain fatty acid-CoA ligase activity. The transcript has 8 exons. The record is from RefSeq and is a predicted model, not a curated record. Gene Ontology annotation, biological process: fatty-acyl-CoA biosynthetic process; long-chain fatty acid metabolic process.
CCAAGGAACUUUUCAUUCGACAAUUCCGUUUUCUUCGUCAGUCUUUGGUUGGAAUCGAUCGUGUCGAACGGAAAACGCCUCCCAAGAAAUUAACGAUCGGCACAACUUCGUCGAGUAAAAAUCGAUAAAAAUGUCGGCAGAUUCAACAUACUGUUGCAAGGUUUCGGAGGACGUUGUCAUAGAAAACGGCAUCAUGAAAGCCGUGCAUAAUGCGUACACGAAUCCCUACAACAGUCUGGGGGAAUUAAUUCUAGAGAGCAUGAGAUCAAAUCCAAAAUUCGUUGGACAGGUCGAUGGGGAGACCGGCAGGGAAGACACUUUCGAAGAAAUGGCUGAAAAGAGUGUCAAGUGUGCUCUGUGGAUGAGGGAGCAAAAUAUUGGGAUCGGUGACGUCGUAGGAGUUUGUACUCACAACCAAAUGGACAUGUACGUGCCAUGCUUCGCUGCUUUGUACGUUGGAGCGGCGUACAAUCCAUGGUGCGACGUCGGAUUGACCGAAGACAUGGCGAAACACUUCGUCGACCUGACGCAGCCAAAGGUGAUAUUCGCAAGCCCUGCGACGGCCGAAGUCGUCGACAAAGCGAUCAAAGACCUCGGCGCAGAAGCCACGGUCGUUGUUUUCGGAGAAACACCGAAUCAUCUCUCCCUGAACUCCGUCCUCGAAUCCCAGGAUUCGAAAAAUCUCGGUGACUUUCGUUGCACGAAAAUAUCGAGCGCUGAAGAAUCAGCCGUCAUUUUUUAUACUUCCGGAAGCACUGGAUUGCCCAAAGGUGUUGUUCACUCGCACAAAGGCCUUUAUGCCAACGUCCGACAUUACAUUAAUAUGGACAACAUCGAGGAGCCGACCGUCACACUUUCGUUUUCCCGGCUCUGCUGGGUCACUGCCAACUACAACAUGUUCCGAGGCAUCCUUGUUCCCGAUAAGAGAAUCAUCGUCUCGGAAUACUCUACAGAAAAGCUCGCGGCAUUCAUUGAAAAGUACAAGGUUAACUGGGUGCUCCUUGGACCCGCUGAGAUGAUUGGGCUCGCCAAAUGUUCUGAGAUAUCCAAAUAUGACUUGUCAUCUUUGAAAUUCGUGUCCAUCGGAGGGGCAGCCAUUAAAAAAGAAAUUCAAGAGUCUUUCGCAGCAACAUUCCCUCGCGCAUCCGUUCGCCAGUGUUACGGUAUCACGGAAUUGGGUCUAGGAAUAAAACAAGACGACAAAACCUGUUCCGAGCCUUCCUGUGGAAGGGUGACAGAGAACAGACAGCUGAAAGUAAUCGAUCCUAAAACUGGAAGAAUUUUGAAUCCACACGAGACUGGAGAGGCUUGUUUCAAGAGCGAAUACAUAAUGAAAGGCUACUACAGAAAUCCCGAAGCAACGAAAGAAGCAAUCGAUUCUGAAGGUUGGUUUCACACCGGAGAUCUCGUUUAUUACGACAAACAAGGCCACGUUUUCUUCGUCGACCGUUCAAAAGAGAUGGUCAAGUUUGGAGCUUGGCAUGUUUCUCCCACUAUGAUCGAGCAUAAAUUGCUGACACAUCCGGCCAUUCAAGAAGUUGCCGUCGUCUCAAAGCCUGACGAGAUCGAUAACGAGCACCCGAUCGCAUUCGUCGAGAAGAAGCCGGGGCAUCAAGUCACUGAGGAGGAGAUUCAAAGAAUCGUGGCAGCCGAGUUCCCGGAUUACAUGAAACUUCGAGGCGGCGUCAAGUUUUUGGACAAAUUGCCUCGCACUGCGGUCGGCAAAAUAGCUCGACCCGUGCUCAGAGCAUUGGCCAAGGCUGAUGCUCCAUAAUUUGCUUCAUCAAAAAUAUCCUGUCUCCAUGGGAGCUUAUUUGUUAUUAUUUUUGAUUCGUCGAUGUUUUUAAGAACUUGACAUUAAUUUUACGAUCUGAAUUCGUUGUUUCGUCAUGUCGCUAAAGAGAAAUGGCUUGUCGCAAAUUUCUCUUGGUUUUUACGUCUUUUUUGCUAUAUUUUACGAGCCGAUCGAACGAUCGAACUUUUUCUACGAGAAAUUCGUUUUUACCAUCAGACAAGUAGCUUAGUACGUAAGUCAGAAUUCAAGACCGUGUUUUUAUCAUUUGAUUUAUUAAGACCCAUGUAAAAUAACGUUUCAAAUCAUGUUUUAAUAAUGACUGUUUGAAAAUUCGUAUUUUUUAUUAGGACGAAUUGUCACUUCGUUGGAUCGCUGUAUAGAAAAAUGAUGCACGCGUUCCUUCUUUUUUUAUUUCGUUUUAUUUGUAAAUUCUUCUCGGUAUUCCACGAGCUGCAGCUUCUCUGAACAACCCGAUCAAAGAAUCCAUCGUUUCUUGGGCUGUCGGAAUAAUUUGCUCUGCUGGAAGUAUAAAUCCAUAUUUUCCAGUAUCGCGGAGCUCGUACGUGUAAGCGAUCGGUGUUUUGAAUGUGCUCUUCACCCAAUCGAGGGAACUCCCGGUCGCGAUGUCUAUUGUUCAAUCAAUCGUCCGAUCAGACUACAAACUUUUGUAUUUUUAUUAGUUUUAGUUGAAAUAUAAAGAGCAAAUUACUCACAAAUUGUUUCGGCUAUGUUUCCUGUCACGUAUUUCGUACCGUACCGCUUCGAUAGAGCUUCGAUCGUUUUUUUACCAAUUGCAUACUGUAAAAUGAGAAUAAAUGAAAGGAAUAACUGAGAGAUUAAAAA